GGGGGAGAAUAUGGACGUUCGACGAAAUUGUGUCACGGGCUGCUUUCUUCCGAUCCGAUCUGCUCAGCGGCGCUCAUUCGAUCGUGAGGCUUCGAAGAGAAAGGGUUUUUUUUUCUUCUGUCGACUGUCUUAGGCCCAAAAAACACCCAAACGAUGCGGUUUCCCUACACCGUCUGGACGGUUGCGAUCGUGCUGUGCGCGGUUCUGAGCUGCUCCUCCGCGCGAAAGCUGGACAGUAACAUUGCUUCCAACCUCAUCCCCGGCAGCAAUGCGCUGGGCCAGCAGAAGCAAAAUGCCGUCGUCGAUACGUACGAGGACGUUUCCGGUUCGGAGACGCAACAGGACGCCGGAAGCGAAGCGGUGCCGGAAAGCACCGAAACGAACGAAAUCGAGGACGAGGUGGCCAGCCCGGAGGUGGUGAACGAGGUGCUGGAGGAAUCGAACGUGGUGCCGCAGGAAACGGUCAGCGAAGCGUCCGUCGUCAACAUGGACGACUCGAGCCUGAUCAAUCGAUACUGCCGCUGCACCGCGUACGAGUGCAACUGCUGCCGGAACAUUGACGUGCCGCUGUUUCCAGUGAAGGGGCCGGGCUGUGCGGUGAUCCAGUAUCUGGACGGCGAUCGGAUGUCGGUCGGCAUUAAGUUUGCCGAUCGCAUGAUCCUGAACCGUGUCAUCUCAGCGAGGAGAGCGACACCGGUUUGCCUGCCCCUGCCCGGUGGCUACAAUCGUUUCUGUGGGCGCGUUUAUGGCAUUUCCCGCAAGGCGAACGAAGGCUUCAAGGCGUGCCUAGGGUUGGAGCUGCGCGCGGACGACGAGGUGGAGGCGGUGCUGCGAGUGUCCUGCUUUAAGUUUGGCCCACGUGGCCUGUCCGUCAUGGAUCCGGAACCGCUACCACCGGUGGAUGAUAUCGACGUGGGGGGCGAUGAGGAGGAUGAGGACGACGAGGACGAAGCGGAGGAGCUGUUCGGUUUUUCGCUCGAUGACGAUGAUGAUGAUGACGACGAUGAGGAGGAUGAUGACGAUGACGGUGGUGCCGAUAGUAGUAGCGUGCAGGAGAACGAAACCGAUCAGGGCGAUUCGCCCGACUAUACCGGCUUCAGCUUUCUCGAUCGUGACCUGAUGGGCAGCAUAUUUGGGGUGAAAAAGUUUUGGUAAACCGGGAGCAAGAUUGGAUAAGAAGAAGAAGAAAAAGAGGAAGCUAGAGUACUACCGAACGAUCGAUCGAUCGAUCUAAACCGUAGAGAGAAUUGAUUGGGAAGCAUGUAGCAAAUUACGAUUGCAACUUUAAUGGCAGACGCAAUGCUUUUUACCAGGUUAAUGUUAUGUUAACUUCCAAAUUUGCGUUGUUUUUAAGCUUUGGGUAUUGUCAGCAGCCCAGAAAUCGCAAAAGCACAAGGGGGAUUACACCCGUUACGAUGCAUUCACAGCGAAUGUAAAUAGUCAUUAGCCGCGGUGCGCGCAAGGCAAGCAGUUUUUAUAAGUAUUUAUGAAGAGCAAGUGUAUUAUUUAUUAUUACGACGCGACGCGGCAGACGCUAAGAGGAUUAAGGAUAAGAAAUAAACAAAUACAAAACCAUUCCAAGGAA
This is a messenger RNA of Anopheles coluzzii, 1585 nucleotides long. RefSeq lists its product as uncharacterized. NCBI's taxonomy places the organism in Eukaryota, Metazoa, Arthropoda, Insecta, Diptera, Culicidae. The transcript is spliced from 5 exons. The record is from RefSeq and is a predicted model, not a curated record. The coding region runs from base 154 to 1155 and encodes 333 amino acids.